UUUGGAAAUAUUUUGGGGCAAGAGAAAGAAAGAUGAGCGCUCGACGGGGCCGGAGAAGGAAUGCCGCCACUGCGCCAUCGCCUGCAUCGCCGCUGGCGCCUUCUUCUCCCGUGAAGAAUGUCUCCGAUCUCGCCGCCUUGCGAGCUUGCUUGGAUUCUCGGAUCGAGAGCCUGCGCGCCGAUGCGGACAAGAUCCAGGCGGCUUGUGGCAAGGAGCUGGAAUCGACACGCCAGAAGCUCAGGAAGCGAGUGGAGGCAGAGCAGGAAGAGGCGGCAAAGCGCGCCGAUGCGGCCAAUCGGGCGUGGAAGAUCUUUGCAACGGAGUACGAGGAAGAUCUCCUGGAUAUCGAGAACACGUACAAGGAGCUUGCCGCAAAGUUCCAGCCUACAAAGGCGCCUUGCAGUGAGGUCGUAAAAUCGGCCGAGGACCAGAUCGAAAGCCUUCGUCGCAAGUAUGUGAGAGCUGGAUUAUAGCCUUCGUUUUUCUGAUCGAUGGUCACCAUGAUCGAUUCCUAUUCUUUUCCUUUGCUACAUAAUCUCUCAUCCGCUACUCUACAGGUUUUCUGAAAAUAAAACCUUCACAGAUCGAGCUUCUCUCAUGGUUGGAUUUUCUUCGCAUUUUUUUAACGUUCUUAUUGGCACCCAACAAAAAACUGACAUGUGGCAUUUGGGCGCGCUGACAUGGCACUUUAUUGGUGCUGGAUUGUCUUGCUGUGACCUUUUAAAAAUCUCUGGCCUUGCUUCUAUGGAAGAUGAAUCUCCACGACCUAAUAAUGGAGGCAUUGCCCGAGGAUGCCCUGGCGGAGGAAGAGGAGAGCCACAGCGACGAUGGAGUACCGAUUCUCUUCCAGGGAUGGCGAUCCACUCCGAAUUUCGUGACGAAUUCCUCGUCCAGGCCGCUGAUCAGGUUCGUCGAUGGCGUGGAUCUAGAUUCAGGGAGCCAGGACGCCGCUGCCGCCGCGGCUCCUCCUUAUCUGGCAGACAUCGCUUUGGAUCACGCGUCCUUCUCAGCGAUCGCAGCGGAAUUCGAGCAGAAUUUGCAGGAGGCGGAUCGACACCGCGGUGCCAGGGUUUCUCCGGAUGAUCGUCGAGAAAUUCCCAACCAUUGCUUAUCCGGGGCUGAUCGGGAGGAUAUGAGGCCCAAGAUGGGAUCGUCGGAUAGAUGGGUUGUGAUGAACGUUGGGGGCAUCCGGUGGACAACUACGGUGGAGACUCUAUGCAUGGAUUCCGGAUCCAUGCUCGCUGCCUGGGUGCUCCGGUACCGCAGCGACGAGGAGGAGGAGCUGCGAAUCGAUCGAGAUGGCAGCCGAUUCGCUCAUGUCCUGAAUUACCUCAGGGAGGGGACGCUGUGGCUGGAAGAUUUGCCAUCACUCAGAGGAAUCUACGAAGAGGCAAAGUUCUACCAGCUCAAGGGACUCAAAGCUCUUUGCGAGGAAAGGAUGCUCGAGGUGGAGGCCAAACACGCGGCCGAGUCCAAGAGGCGGAAGGAGGAGAUCGAGGAGGCUCUCAAGGGAGCAUUCUUUCGGUGGGAGAGAGAUCGAGCGUACCACUUUCCCAAAGGAAAGAACGACGUGCUAGCGAUUUUGCGAGGCAGACGACUGGGUAUAAGCGAGCCACCAAGAUUCGACAUGAACGAGGACUUUUAGAAUUUCUUGUGUUCUCUCAUAGAUCCAAUUUCGAUAGGUCGUGAGUGUAAUUUUUCUUAUUGGUGCAUACCUGAAAUAAAUGAUAUUCAACUAGUUAAAUGAACAA
This is a messenger RNA of Selaginella moellendorffii, 1751 nucleotides long. RefSeq lists its product as uncharacterized. NCBI's taxonomy places the organism in Eukaryota, Viridiplantae, Streptophyta, Lycopodiopsida, Selaginellales, Selaginellaceae. Gene Ontology annotation, biological process: protein homooligomerization. Bases 752 to 1645 code for a protein of 297 amino acids. The transcript is spliced from 4 exons. Gene Ontology annotation, molecular function: protein binding. The record is from RefSeq and is a predicted model, not a curated record.